Molecule: messenger RNA, 3474 nt
Organism: Entelurus aequoreus (snake pipefish)
Lineage: Eukaryota; Metazoa; Chordata; Actinopteri; Syngnathiformes; Syngnathidae
Gene: ppp4r3b
Product: protein phosphatase 4, regulatory subunit 3B
Exons: 16
Coding region: 329-2695 (788 amino acids)
Biological process (GO): DNA damage response; protein dephosphorylation
Cellular component (GO): nucleoplasm; protein phosphatase 4 complex
Molecular function (GO): protein phosphatase activator activity
Source: RefSeq, a predicted model, not a curated record
AGCCAAAGAAGACAAGAUCGGGUUACAAGAUGGCGCCCGGUGGACGUUAGCGAGGAGGCCGCCGUAGUUGUUGUGUUUCUGCCAUUUUUUUUUUUUAUUACUCCGAACGAGGGCUGCCCUCUGGCUUGUUCCGCCGCCGGGCAUGUUAAGGAAGCAGUAGACGUUUCUGGGACACUUUUUUUUCUUCUUCCAACUGUAGUUUGACGCUGCAUGUUCCAUAACAUGCGGCUACCAACAAAGUUGUCAGGCUAAAAAGCAAGACGGCUAAAAGGCGCAGUAGCUCGUUAGCAGCAAAGCUAGCCUGCUAGCUCCCCGACUCUCGUCAACAAUGUCGGACACUCGGCGGCGAGUGAAGGUUUAUACGCUAAACGAAGACCGACAGUGGGACGACCGGGGCACCGGGCACGUUUCGUCCACCUUCGUGGAGCGCCUAAAGGGAAUAUCUUUGUUGGUUCGGGCGGAAUCGGACGGAUCACUUUUGUUGGAGUCCAAGAUUAGCCCAAAUACUGCAUAUCAGAAACAGCAAGACACACUGAUCGUCUGGUCCGAGGCUGACAAUUAUGACCUGGCUUUGAGUUUUCAGGAGAAAGCGGGCUGCGAUGAGAUCUGGGAGAAGAUUUGCCAGGUGCAAGGGAAGGACCCCGCUCUAGACAUCACCCAGGACCCCAUUGACGAGUCAGAGGAGGAGCGUUUUGAGGAGAUCCCAGAGACGAGCCACCUCGUCGAGCUACCGCCCUGCGAGCUGAGCCGCCUGGAGGAAAUAGCUGACCUCGUGACGUCGGUGCUGUCGUCGCCCAUUCGCAGGGAAAAGCUGGCCUUGGCCCUCAUGAGCGAGGGCUACCUCAAGAAACUACUGGGCCUCUUCAGAGUGUGCGAGGACCUGGACAACAGGGAAGGCCUCCAUCACCUCUACGAGAUCGUCCGGGGCGUCCUGUUCCUCAAUAAAGCCGCGCUCUUUGAGGUGAUGUUCUCCGACGACUGCAUCAUGGACGUGGUGGGCUGCCUGGAGUACGAUCCGGCGCUGGUCCAGCCCAAGCGUCACCGAGAGUUCUUGACCAAGACAGCAAAGUUCAAGGAGGUAAUCCCCAUCACAGACUCUGAGCUGCGGCAGAAGAUCCACCAGACCUACCGGGUGCAGUACAUCCAGGACAUCAUUCUGCCCACGCCGUCGGUCUUUGAAGAGAACUUCCUGUCCACGCUCAACUCCUUCAUCUUCUUCAACAAGGUGGAGAUCGUCAGUAUGUUGCAGGAGGAUGAGAAGUUCCUCACAGAAGUUUUUGCGCAGCUCACAGAUGAAGCCACAGAGGAGAGUAAACGACGAGAACUUGUAAACUUCGUCAAGGAGUUUUGCGCUUUCUCGCAAACGCUGCAGCCUCAAAACAGGGACGCCUUCUUCAAAAUGUUGGCAAAUCUCGGCAUCCUGCCUGCGCUGGAAAUAGUCAUGGGAAUGGAUGACCUGCAGGUGAGGGCAGCAGCCACUGACAUCUUCUCCUACCUGGUGGAAUUCAGCCCGUCCAUGGUCCGAGAGUUUGUCAUGCAGGAGCCACAACAGACUGAUGAUGACGUCCUACUCAUCAACGUUGUGAUCAAGCAGAUGAUUUGCGACUCUGACCCCGAGUUAGGCGGUGCCGUCCAGCUGAUGGGUCUGCUCAGGACGCUAAUCGACCCUGAGAACAUGCUAGCCUCCACCAAUAAAACGGAAAAGACUGAGUUUCUGAGUUUCUUCUACAAGUACUGCAUGCACGUUUUAACAGCCCCACUGUUGGCAAACACGGCUCAGGACAAAAACUCAAAGGAUUUACAAGAGGGAUCCACCAAGAUCAACCCCGUUUGUCCAGAUAACUUUCAGACUGCUCAACUGUUGGCUCUGAUCCUGGAGCUGCUGACCUUCUGUGUGGAGCAUCAUACGUACCACAUCAAGACCUACAUCAUGAAUAAAGACCUGCUGAGGAGAGUGCUUGUGCUCAUGAACUCCAAGCACACCUUCCUCGCUCUCUGUGCUCUGCGAUUCAUGCGCAGGAUUAUCGGCCUGAAGGACGAGUACUACAACCGCUACAUAAUAAAAGGGAACCUGUUUGAGCCGGUCAUCAACGCCCUGCUGGACAACGGCACGCGAUACAACCUCCUCAACUCGGCCAUCAUCGAACUCUUUGAGUUCAUCAAAGUGGAGGACGUCAAAUCCCUCAUCGCUCACAUAGUGGACAACUUCUACAAAGCACUUGAACCCAUUGAGUACGUGCAGACCUUCAAGGGCCUGAAGGGUCGGUACGAGCAGGAGAAAGACAGGCAGAGUCAGAAACUCACGAGAUAUCGUAGAGACGCUCGAUCUUUAGACGAGGACGAAGAGUUGUGGUUCAACGACGACGAAGACGAUGACGAAGCUGAGACCGUGGACAAGAGUCGAAUGGAAGACGACUACUCCGACGGCUACGGCAAGUACAUGGAGGCCAAAAAAGCAGGUGCCGCUAACGGAGCAAACAACGGUAAAGCUGCCGCUCUACCGCCCACCUCGCCUCCCUCCUCACCCAACAACAGCUCGGUAUCCUCGGUCAAGACGGUCGCUUUGCCCGCCUCUCCUGUGGUGAAGACCGCUUUGGUGGGUUUGGUGGACUACCCUGACGAUGAGGAUGAAGAAGAGGAAGACGAGGAGGAGGAGGAGCAGUCUCCAAGGAAGCGUCCUCGCCUGAGCUCUUAAAGGCCCGAUGUCCCCAAUGUCACCUUGGUCCUGCUGGGACGGACGUCACGGUCCCUCCUGUCCUCCAGCUGGAAGUGUCACUGGUCCCUUGUAGCUGCUGGGACCACGUCAAGGCGGAUUUAAGACCACCUCGCUCCAUCGUGACCUUCACUAACCUUUAACUAACUCACAGCUCGCCUCCUCCAUCGCUGUCCCAGGUCCGAAACCGCACCGUCCUCCGUCCCGACACCACCAGGGAGGCCGCAGCGGAAAUACAAGUGCCAAGGCCGGCUCCUCUAUCUGCUCCGUUGCUAUAGCAACGGCAGCCCGACAGGACCCGCCUCGCUCCCCACACCCACGCUUCUGAGCUCCGAGACGGAGACAACCCGUGGACACGCCGUGCCACACAGGCCAGUCAGGCUAGCAGGACUAGCCCUCGUAGUUGUUAGAACGCUUGACUGGCCGCUCCCUCCCAUUGGCUCCCCUGGACGAGGUCACGCAUGUCUAACUAGGAACCAGGAAGCGAGCACACAAGACACGUCUCUCACCACUUUGUUCAGAAGUACUGUACAGACCACCUUCUCUUCCCUUUUUAAAGCAUCGCCCCGUUCUCCUUUGGAAAGGGAGAGAGCGACACUCGCCCAUGUGUGUCUUUUUUUAUUUGAUUUGAAAUCAUCGCACGGCGGUGGUGUCACUGUUCUCCCUUCCGGUUCAGGUCAUUUGAUUCUAUGUAAGUUGCAAAUGCUGGUUUUAAAAAAACAAACAUUAAAACUGCAGUCAAUUCACUUUUGCAGCCAACA